Dreissena polymorpha is the source of this 1513-nucleotide messenger RNA. RefSeq lists its product as uncharacterized. Lineage: Eukaryota; Metazoa; Mollusca; Bivalvia; Myida; Dreissenidae. Gene Ontology annotation, molecular function: zinc ion binding; nucleic acid binding. The transcript is spliced from 2 exons. The coding region runs from base 188 to 934 and encodes 248 amino acids. The record is from RefSeq and is a predicted model, not a curated record.
AAAUAUUGUUUUCGUCGUUUGAGCACGUGCGAAUUAGACGAAAACUACUUUCCCUUGUCAAUGUAGUUUCCGAUAGGUGGCUCUGUAAGAGAGCGUUUUACUCGUGGCCGAGUAACUCUGUUCAGUCAUUCAGCGUUGGGAUUGACUGAUCGAUACAUGUGUUAAUUUGCACGGGAUAAACUUGCAUAUGAAAAUGACCACGCGGUCUGGCGAAGAGUGUGCUUCUCAGGAAAAUAUGGACUUAAAUAGUUCAAUUAGGGAACUUUUAGUAGAAAUGCGCGAACAGAAAAGAGAAAUAAGUUCUCUAAAAGAAGAAGUUCGAGGGAAUUCGCUUUCCGUGCGUUCUGAAGUUAAAAAAUUGAAGACGGAACAUGAACUAAAAUGGCGAUACGAAAGCAACAAAAUUCAGCACGAUUUCAAUUCGGAAUUGCACGAGAACAUUAGCCAGGUGCUUUGGGCAUUUGAAAACAACAAACAAGAGUACGCUCGCGAGCUAGUUAAUGACGCUUGUGAACAGUUAAAGCGACGAAACAAGCUUAUCCGUAUAGCAGACACGUCUGAGGGCGGAUGGGAGACGGUACGCCAAUAUGAGGCAAACCCCGUGGCUAGCGACUCGAGUGAUGAAUCAAGGAUCAACAGAGCGGAGGCAAGAGCAGCAAAGAAGAAGAAGGCGAAGUCAAAGAAAAGUGUUAAGCCUUCCGCUACCGUCACUUCCGGAAGCUUGCCACGUGGCGGAAACACGUUUUCGUUUCCGGUGCAACAGCAGCGCUCAGGACCCAUGCAGCAACUGCAUUCUUUUCAUCCCCAUUAUUUCAAGGGCAAUGCAAGAGACGGAAUUGGUCCCUGUUUCGCUUGUGGAGAAACCACCCACCUCAGACGCCACUGCCCCUACACCCGGCGGAUCCCGCAGCUUGACGUCCCUACCAAACAGUAGUCACAGACCGCAGAACCCGGUUAUACCAGACGUAGAUUUAAAAGAUUUAUUUUUUCAGAGAUACGGAAGUGAAGUUGAUGGCUUGCCAGAGGUCUUGGCGGAGAAGGUAUCCUUGCUGCCCGAGUUGCUUAAAGUCACCAAAGCGGAAAACACGCACCUCAGUUACAAAAGGGGCUUCAAUCGAUGGCGUCGUUGGGGGUAUGCUAAUGGGCUUUCAAGCGGGGAUGCCUUGCCCGCCAAGGCUUUUCAAGUUGCGCUAUAUUUAGCGUCAAUUAUACAAACAGCUAGUAGUGCAAGUCCGAUUAUAAAUGCGUUCUACAGUAUAAAAUAUUAUCAUGAUUUAUUUGAUUAUGUAUCACCUACUGAUUCAAGACUUGUCAUUAAUAUGUUAGAAGCUGCAAAACGGCGUUUAGCGAAACCUGUGAAUAAGAAAGAACCAAUGACUGUUGAUUUACUGCAACAAAUGUACACACAUAUGUAUGUUGAAAAUGAUGUUAUGAAUCAAAGAUUUAUUUGUAUAUGCCUUUUAUCAUAUGCUGGGUUUUUAAGAAGUGCAGAGGUACUAAAGUUGAGAAGGAG